AUGGGGAUUAUCCUUACCCAGAUCCAUGGUGCUAUCAAUACUGAACCAGAUUUCUCGGUCGCGCUGUCUGAAGAAGGCAGUUGGGCUGCCUUCAUCGCAUCCGAAAUUACUCAAGACGUAGCCGCGGUGGCAGCCGCAGUGGCAGCCACGCUUUCGAUCAUCAAGGAGAACAUUUUGAUGGACAUGGCUGGCGAUGGCGAUAACUAUUUUAGCUUAUGGUAA
This is a messenger RNA of Penicillium longicatenatum, 222 nucleotides long. RefSeq lists its product as uncharacterized. NCBI's taxonomy places the organism in Eukaryota, Fungi, Ascomycota, Eurotiomycetes, Eurotiales, Aspergillaceae. The record is from RefSeq and is a predicted model, not a curated record. The transcript has a single exon. Bases 1 to 222 code for a protein of 73 amino acids.